GCCACAGCAAAGCUCCGCGACUCUAGUGACAGCAGCCCGCUGGAGAGGAAGCCCAAGAGCUGCCGCGCGCCUGCCGGACGCCGGCGCAGAACCCAGGCUCCAGUGGGGUCCCCCACCUGGCCCUCGGGGCGCCCGCCCCCUGCCCAUCCCAGCUCACGCGACCCUCUCACCUGCUUCCGUGCGGGGAGGGGCGGGUCCUCGACGGCUGCGGGAAGGUGCCAGCCCGCCCCGGAUGGGCAUCGUGGAGCCGGGCUGCGGAGACAUGCUGACGGGCACCGAGCCGAUGCCGGCGAGCGACGAGGGCCGGGCGCCAGGCGCCGACCCGCAGCACCGCUACUUCUACCCGGAGCCAGGCGCGCAGGACGCGGCAGAGCGUCGCGGGGGCGGCAGCCUGGGGUCGCCCUACCCGGGGGGCGCCUUGGUGCCCGCCCCGCCGAGCCGCUUCCUCGGAGCCUACGCCUACCCGCCGCGGCCCCAGGCGGCGGGCUUCCCCGGGGCGGGCGAGUCCUUCCCGCCGCCCGCGGGCGCCGAAGGCUACCCGCCGGGCGAGGGCUACGCUGCCCCGGACCCGCGCGCCGGGCUCUACCCGGGACCAGGACCGCGCGAGGACUACGCUCUGCCCGCGGGGCUGGAGGUGUCGGGGAAGCUGAGAGUGGCGCUCAACAACCACCUGUUGUGGUCCAAGUUUAAUCAGCACCAGACGGAGAUGAUCAUCACCAAGCAGGGACGGCGGAUGUUCCCAUUCCUGUCAUUUACCGUGGCUGGGCUGGAGCCCACGAGCCAAUACAGGAUGUUUGUGGAUGUGGUCUUGGUGGACCAGCACCACUGGCGGUACCAGAGCGGCAAGUGGGUGCAGUGUGGAAAGGCCGAGGGCAGCAUGCCAGGUGCGCGCACCCCUGGGAGCUGUGGGCUCUGUUUCUCUGGGACUGGGCGCCCCCUGGUGGGUCCCCAAGCCCCUUCCCCCCAAUGCCCAGAUUUUAAAUCCCCCUUCCACUCCCUCCCACCUCUGGCUUUCUGCUUUGCUCUAGUCUGUCCUCUGAGUCCUCUGCCCUUCCCUGCCUGGUCCUCCCCUUGUGCCCUUCCUCACGUCCCUCUCGGGACAGGCAAAGGCCCAAAUCACCAGGGUUCUGUCCUGGGGGCUGCAUGUCAAAGAGGUGAACUGUCCACAGGAAACCGCCUGUACGUCCACCCAGAUUCCCCCAACACGGGAGCACACUGGAUGCGCCAGGAAGUUUCAUUUGGGAAACUAAAGCUCACAAACAACAAGGGGGCAUCCAACAACGUGACCCAGAUGAUUGUGCUCCAGUCCCUCCAUAAGUACCAGCCCCGGCUGCACAUUGUUGAGGUGAACGACGGAGAACCUGAGGCAGCCUGCAAUGCUUCCAACACCCAUAUCUUUACUUUCCAAGAAACCCAGUUCAUUGCCGUGACGGCCUACCAGAAUGCCGAGAUUACUCAGCUGAAAAUUGAUAAUAACCCCUUUGCCAAAGGAUUCCGGGAGAACUUUGAGUCCAUGUAUACAUCUGUUGAUACCAGCAUCCCCUCCCCGCCUGGACCCAACUGUCAAUUCCUUGGGGGAGACCACUACUCUCCUCUCCUACCCAACCAGUAUCCUGUUCCCAGCCGUUUCUACCCUGACCUUCCUGGCCAGGCGAAGGAUGUGGUUCCCCAGCCUUACUGGCUGGGGGCCCCCCGGGACCACAGCUAUGAGGCUGAGUUUCGAGCAGUCAGCAUGAAGCCCGCAUUCCUGCCCUCUGCCCCUGGGCCCACCAUGCCCUACUACCGAGGCCAGGAGGUCCUGGCACCUGGAGCUGGCUGGCCUGUGGCCCCCCAGUACCCUCCCAAGAUGGGCCCAGCCAACUGGUUCCGCCCCAUGCGGACUCUGCCCAUGGAACCUGGCUCUGGAGGCUCAGAGGGGUGGGGACCAGAAGACCAGGGUCCCCCCUCGGUGUGGACUGAAAUUGCCCCCAUCCGGCCGGAAUCCAGUGAUUCAGGACUGGGCGAAGGAGACUCUAAGAGGAGGCGUGUGUCCCCCUAUCCUUCCAGUGGUGACAGCUCCUCCCCUGCUGGGGCCCCUUCUCCUUUUGAUAAGGAAGCUGACAGCCAGUAUUAUAACUAUUUUCCCAACUGAGCAGAUGACAUGGUGAAGGAAACAGUGUUAUUAGGCUGGAGGACGCCAAGUAAUUUAGGAACAGAUGAAGGACUGAGAAGCCCCACACUCCCUCUGACCCUUCUCUGUAUAGUAGUUGGCUGGGGAGGUGGGACUCAAGAAGGAUAUUGGGGUUCACUGGCUGCUUCCUGGCCCACGAUGAAACCUGAGAGGGGUGUCCCCUGCCCCUUCCUCUGCCCUAACUACAGUCGUUUACCUGGUGCUGCUUCUUGCUUCUGGUUUUCAGCUAGAGAAAAGAAGACUAGAAAGUCUUGGACAUGAAGGAGCUUUUUGCUUCUGGUGGGGUGGGAAGGGUCAGGUGUGGGACAUGGGUUCAGGAGACUCCACUUUCUUCCUUUGUACAGUAACUUUCAACCUUGUUGUCGGCGUGUGUGUUAAUCCCUGAUCCGAAAAGAACAAAUACAUGUGUUUUAUAACCAUCAGCCAGCCAGGAUCAGGGAGAGGACUCAGGUGACUUUGGGCAGCUGGCUGGGCUCCCCCCUGCUCAAACAUAGUGGGGAGUGGAGGAAGGGGCUGGAAAGGGGGGAUGGCAAAGAUUGUUUGUGGUGGUUUUGUGUGUGUGAGUGUGUGUGUGUGAGUGUGUGUGUGUACUUUUUCUUUCUUUUUUUUUGAAUGGGGGAGGCUAUUUAUUGUAUGGAGAGUGGUGUCUGGAUAUAUUUCUUUUGUCUUCAUCACUUUCUGAAAAUAAACAUAAAACUGUUGGA
Molecule: messenger RNA, 2874 nt
Organism: Callithrix jacchus (white-tufted-ear marmoset)
Lineage: Eukaryota; Metazoa; Chordata; Mammalia; Primates; Cebidae
Source: RefSeq, a predicted model, not a curated record